Molecule: messenger RNA, 1573 nt
Organism: Papilio machaon (common yellow swallowtail)
Lineage: Eukaryota; Metazoa; Arthropoda; Insecta; Lepidoptera; Papilionidae
Exons: 4
Coding region: 171-1349 (392 amino acids)
Biological process (GO): ubiquitin-dependent protein catabolic process; protein ubiquitination
Cellular component (GO): cytosol; ubiquitin ligase complex
Molecular function (GO): ubiquitin protein ligase activity
Source: RefSeq, a predicted model, not a curated record
AAACAAAUCGCGUACGCAUUCGUUUUUCAGACUUCGUACAAUACAGUAUCUUUGUUUGAUUAAAAUUGUUGUAAAAGAAGAGUUUUAAUUUAUUUUUGUUAUAAACUUUCUAAUUGUAUUAAUUGUGUGAAGUGAAAAUAAUUAAAUAUUGUAAGUUUAAAUUUCAAAUCAUGGGUAUGAUUUCGCGCGUUCGAGGCCGCAUAAGGAGUGAUUCUUUCUCGAUGAUGAAAUCGGAAGAUAAAAUCGCUAAUAUUGUGUGGCUGCUGUCAGUUGUCCUAUUGCUGCCUUAUUGGGCGCCGCGAGGUCUUUUCGUGGCGUUAGGCGGCGCGUGGCUAAUGGCCGCAUACACAUGUCUUGUAGUACCUGUUCUUAUAUCCGCAAACUACCGAUACCCUGCGAGAUGGUACCCCGCUGUGGCGAAAUUAGCACAAGAAGUGGCCCGCAGACUGCGUGCGCCCGGCGCGUGUCUGCUAGGCAUGCUAAGGGCUGCGUACGCGCCGCUAGAGCGUGCUGAGCGUCUGUUCUUGCAGAUGAACAACCUGUCCACUAUUAUAUGCCAGUUAUUGGUUUUCACCGCAUGCGACAAGUUGUUCGUGUCCCAAGGCCGGCUGACCUGCCUCUAUUCUCUCAUGUUCUACAACGUCAUCACCUAUUCCGUCAGCUACGUGCGCGAGAUCUGCACCAAGGAGGACUGGUCGCCGUAUGUCAAUGUUACACGCCACUCCCGCGUCAAGCACCUCGCCAUGUCCGCAACAAAGAUCGUCCUUGAGUGGACCAAAGCUGUAACAUUCAUAGUCACAAUUACGUUUAUCCUCCUUACUUUGGGUCUGGAACAAGGAUUGGAACACUUCCGACCCACAGCUCUGUACACGGCCAUAACUGGCACUUAUUAUUUGUUGACUGAGAGAACUUUCCUGGAACUAUGGCCUAUCGCUUUAUCAGCCAUGAAGCUGGAGAGGUUGGAGGGUAUGGAGGCACUAUAUUGUGGAGUUUGGGCGAGAGGCGUAACCACAGCUCUGGCUUUACCCUUGGUGCCGGCAUUGGCGUGGUGCGAGCGAUGGCGAUUGUCCAUUUUGGUUCUCUACGUGUGUGUGUUUAUGCAUGGACGACAUAGAUUAGGAGAGGCUUUGGUCAAAAUGAAUGAGGCCUGUGAUUCGUUGGCAAAGUUCAGACGGGCGACUCUUGAGGAACUGUCGACUCUGGAGGACGUGUGCGCCGUUUGUUUGGGCAGCAUGAAGUCGGCCCGGGUGACGCCGUGCGCGCACUACUUCCACGCCGAUUGCCUACGCAGAUGCCUCGCUACAUCCGACAGAUGCCCCAUUUGUGUGAGGCCGUACGUCUUCUGUUGAUCACUUCAGGGAACUGUUGAGAAGAAGACUGGCUUUGUGAAGUUUGAAAUCGAUGUUGCACUGAUAUUUUCCAAAAUGUUCCGAAAUAAUAUUGUUUGUAUUAAUAUUAAUUGUUGUGAUUUAGGUUAAGGUACAAUUUUAUGUUGCUUAUUAUGUAACCAGUUAUUGAUUAUUUAUAGAACUGUCUAUGUAACGACAUACAUAACUACUAAUAUUUGAUAAUA